AUGGAUUUUACUGUCGAGUUACCCUUAGGGAGGACUUAUUUUAAUCGAUAUUGCAAGAUUAAAAAUUGCUUCUUAACCAUUAAUCGAUCGGCCUAUAAAAAAUCGCAUGCUAUCGUCUUCAACGAUCGCGAUUUGCCUGAUCAUAUUGCUCAUAUGCCCUAUUUUAAAGAUCGUCGGCCAUGGCAACGUUGGGUGUAUUACAAUUUUGAAUCGCCCUACUAUGCUCGAGGUUAUAAGCCAUUUUUCAUCAAUGCAGGCAUGUUUAACUGGUCUAUGACCUACCAUCAUAAUGCCGAUAUUGAUAUUCAAUAUGGCCACGCUGUUCAGCGGCCAAUUCCACGCGCAACCCUACCCGAUUAUCAUGGUAGAAAAGAUGUACAUGUUACUUGGGCAGUAAGUCACUGUCUUAAUGCCAGAAUGAAAUAUGUUCAAGCUUUAUCGAAAUAUAUUUCCAUCGACAUUUAUGGUAUUUGUGGCAAUAAGACAUGCAUUGGAACGAAUAGGCAUUGUUGGAAGACAGUAUUUAGUCGAUCCAUGUUUUAUUUGUCCUUUGAAAAUUCCGUAUGUGCCGAAUAUGUGACGGAAAAGUUAUGGAAUCCAUUACUUUAUGGGGUUGUCCCGGUUGUCUUGGGAGGCGCAGAUUAUCGCAAAAUUGCACCACCCAAAUCGUAUAUUGAUGCUCGUGAUUUCCCUUCUGUCAAGGAUUUAGCUGAAUAUUUGCAUAAAGUUAGCCGUGAUAAAAAUCUUUACAACUCCUACAUGAAAUGGAAAUUAAACUGGAAGAUUGUUGUACCAAGACAUUGGUGUAAUUUAUGUAACGCACUGCAUGAUCCUAAUCGGCCGCCUAAAGUUUAUACCACAUUAAGUCGCGAUUGGGAUGGUCUAAAUCGCCAAUGCCAACCUUAUCCAGAUCCUUACGAGUAUCUGCCUAAAAAGGAUUAA
Trichoplax adhaerens is the source of this 942-nucleotide messenger RNA. RefSeq lists its product as uncharacterized. The coding region runs from base 1 to 942 and encodes 313 amino acids. Gene Ontology annotation, cellular component: membrane. Lineage: Eukaryota; Metazoa; Placozoa; Uniplacotomia; Trichoplacea; Trichoplacidae. Gene Ontology annotation, molecular function: alpha-(1->3)-fucosyltransferase activity. The record is from RefSeq and is a predicted model, not a curated record. The transcript has a single exon.